Molecule: messenger RNA, 330 nt
Organism: Colletotrichum godetiae
Lineage: Eukaryota; Fungi; Ascomycota; Sordariomycetes; Glomerellales; Glomerellaceae
Product: 60s acidic ribosomal protein-domain-containing protein
Exons: 4
Coding region: 1-330 (109 amino acids)
Biological process (GO): translational elongation; cytoplasmic translation
Cellular component (GO): ribosome; cytosolic large ribosomal subunit
Molecular function (GO): structural constituent of ribosome; protein kinase activator activity; ribonucleoprotein complex binding
Source: RefSeq, a predicted model, not a curated record
AUGUCGAACGCCGAGCUCGCCUCUUCCUACGCGGCCCUCAUCCUCGCCGAUGAUGGUGUCGAGAUCACUGCCGACAAGCUCCAGACCUUGAUCAAGGCUGCCAAGAUCGAGGACGUCGAGCCCAUCUGGACCUCCCUGUUCGCCAAGGCUCUUGAGGGCAAGGACGUCAAGGACCUGCUCUCCAACGUUGGCUCCGGUGGUGGCGCUGCUGCCCCCGCUGCCGGCGGCGCUGCCGCUGGCGGUGCUACCGAGGCUGCCGCCGAGGAGGCACCCAAGGAGGAGGAGAAGGAGGAGUCCGACGAGGACAUGGGCUUCGGUCUCUUCGACUAA